AUGGCAGGAUUUGCACAUAGUUUUUUACUAUUAUUACAAUACCCCGAUUUUACAAACCUUACAGAAGAAACAUCAUCAUCUACAUUAAUUACGGGUGAUUCAAACUUCAAAAUUCAAAAUGAUUUUGAUCGAAUUGAAGAUAACCCAGCUAAAAAUUUCAUUACCUCAUUUCUUUCAACAUAUAAUUGGUUAAAUGGUGCAUAUUUACAGGAUGAUGUAUGGAAUUUAUGGGCAGUAACUUUUAUUACUUUUUUUGGUAGUUUUUUUUUAGUAACCAUUUUGCAAAAUAUGUUUAUUGCUUUUAUGGGGGGUGUGUAUUCUAAUGCAUAUGAGAAAGGUCGUGUUACUUUAUUACGAUUUCGUGCAGACAUAAUUUCAGAUUAUGAGGCAUUAGAUAAGAUAUAUUUCUAUCCUCCGCCACCAGAACCAGAAUAUAUUUAUUAUGUUGGUAAAUCAGAAAGUCAUGAAAGCUGGGAUGAGAAUGUCAAAAAAUGUGAGAAUAAAAACUUAUAUGAUGAUUAUGAAAGCGAAAAGAAGAAUGAAGAUGAUACUAGUACCAAAAUAAAUGAGCUUAAUAAUAAGGUUGUUGAAAUUGAUUAUAAGAUGAUUAAAUUGCUUGAAUUGGACAGCAAAGUUGAUAAGGAAAGCGAAAAGAAGAAUGAAAAUGAUACUAGUACCAAAAUAGAUGAGCUUAAUAAUAAGAUUGUUAAACUUGAUGAUUAG
This is a messenger RNA of Funneliformis caledonium, 723 nucleotides long. NCBI's taxonomy places the organism in Eukaryota, Fungi, Glomeromycota, Glomeromycetes, Glomerales, Glomeraceae. The record is from the annotation of a GenBank genome assembly.